Molecule: messenger RNA, 927 nt
Organism: Symbiodinium sp. CCMP2592
Lineage: Eukaryota; Dinophyceae; Suessiales; Symbiodiniaceae
Source: the annotation of a GenBank genome assembly
AUGGGGCAUGAGCUCUUCACAACCAGCAACAUUUACGUUGGGUCCUUCUCGCAGCAGCAAUCGAAUUUCGAUCAUCUCUGCUAUCCCUUCGAUGACAAGACCGUCAAGUUCGACAUCAGUAUUCAGGCACCUGGAAAUUACAUCUUCGAUCUCGCCCUUCUGUGCCCGGAGCCUCUGCUGGCGGAGAACCACACGUACGGCGAGGAUGGAGAGGAGAUUGUUACCAAGUGCACCUACCCUGCUGUUGGCAUGUCCUUGGGCUUCGACUGGGGCAAAUUCAUUUGCGAGGCGAAAGAGGCUCAGAUGAUCCAGUGCUCGAUGACCGGCGUCCGGGAAUGGUGGAGCAUCUUCAAGGGCUAUUUCUGGCCGUCCUUCACCUUCAGCGCCAUGGGCUUCAUCUCCUUCACGCUAAACGUGAAGAUGUCGAUGCCCAGAGUCGCAACCACGAUGCUUGCGCUGAUUUCCUUGACGAAUCUGCGGAAUUCCUUGGUCGAGAUACUGCCUGCUUCAGGUGAAACAAGUUGGAUGGAGGAGUACUUUCUGCUUGCUAUGACCUUCAUGCUUCUGAACUUGUGCGGACACGCGAUUUCCUUUUACUUGGAUUCAAUCGGCAAGACGACUCUGCAGCAGAUGACGAACAAGAUCAAUUUGUUUGGAAUGGUAUCUAUCGCAAACCUGGUCGUUCUAGCACGCCUGCAUGAGCGUAACUGUCCACUCGUCGACCGCACUCUCAGCACAACUUUGGUGGUGCUGUCCAGUCUCAUUGUCAUCUUCGUAUUUGCCGCCAUCGCGUGGUGUUACCGGGAUUCUUUCCGAGAGGUGAGCCAGAUCAUCUCACGGCGGAUGGCAACGCGGGUGGUGCCCGUCUACAAGGAGACGGACGACGUCGGUGAUGACAUCCAUGACUCUGGCAAGGAUGUCGACUAG